Messenger RNA from Chionomys nivalis (European snow vole), 3757 nucleotides. It is a transcript of the gene Spata7, whose product is annotated as spermatogenesis associated 7. The coding region runs from base 151 to 1938 and encodes 595 amino acids. The record is from RefSeq and is a predicted model, not a curated record. NCBI's taxonomy places the organism in Eukaryota, Metazoa, Chordata, Mammalia, Rodentia, Cricetidae. Gene Ontology annotation, cellular component: photoreceptor distal connecting cilium; axoneme; rod photoreceptor outer segment. The transcript has 12 exons. Gene Ontology annotation, biological process: protein localization to photoreceptor outer segment; photoreceptor cell maintenance; microtubule cytoskeleton organization.
GGCCCUUAGCAACCGACUUGGCGACGGUCUCUGUGGCUGCUGCGGGCCCCCGCAGGCUAGUCUUUCCAAAUCUCUACUGCGGGGGCCAGGCCGGGUUAAGAACCGAGGGGACGCGGAGCGUCCCCCGCGAAGGCUGCAGGAGUACUAAGCAUGGAUGGCAGCCGGAGAGUCAGAGCAACCUCUGUCCUCCCCAGAUACAGUCCACCAUGCCUAUUUACAGGACACUUGAGCACCAAGAGCAAUGCUUUUUGCACUGACUCCUCUUCUCUCAGACUAACCACUCUCCAGCUGGUCAAGAAUCACAUGGCUGUUCACUAUAAUAAAAUCCUUUCAGCCAAAGCUGCAGUGGACUGCUCAAUUCCAUUAAGUGUGAAUGCCAGCAUCAAAUAUGCAGAUCAACAACGAAGAGAGAAACUGAAGAAAGAAUUAGCACGAUGUGAAAAGGAGCUUAAAUUAAGUAAACCCACAAUGCAGAUCAGUUCUAAGAUGAAUUCCAAGUUCCUUUUUAACUCUCUACAGAAGCCCUCAGGGGAACCACAAUGUCAGGGUGUGUUAAUAGAAGAAGUGACAAGGUAUCCAUCAUUUUCGAAGACAUUGGUCCCUUCUUCAGAUGAACUGCAUCUACGUCAUCCUGAACUGAAUAAAUUCCUCAUGAAUGGCACCCAGAGGCAUCCCAGCACCUCCCCCCUCAGCCUGGCUUACACAGGAUCUGCACCCAGGAGCCCGUGCUGCAGCCACUGCUGCGACAGGAGGCCUAGGAGUGCCUUCCCAGGUGCGCACCGCUUCCAGCUAGUCAUCUCCAAGUCCCCCAGUGGAGACCUUUUGGAAAAGCACUCUGACUUCUUCUCUGACAAGCAGUUGCCGUUCACCCCACGCACUUUAAAAACAGAAGCGAAGUCCUUCCUGUCACAGUACCGCUACUACACACCUGCCAGAAGAAGGAAGGCUUUUCCAGAUGGGCGGGCGGAAGCUGAAACCCAGACUGAACUAAGCAGCUUUAAUUCUGAGUUUGGGACAGCCGAGACAAAGAACUCAGAGGACUCAGAAGUGAACAUAAAGCAGGCAGUUAGUUCCAUGGCAAAUGGUGCUGAGGACAAAAACCCUCCUUUACCUUCACAAGGACAAAACUUAGGAUGGGACAGGUUUAAAGAUGGCACUCUGCAGCAUUCCUCCCAAAAGACGCUCUGUGAGCUCUCUACACAGCUCUCUUCAGACAGCAAGAUCUACCCUGAUGAAGAGGAACUGCUCUACCUGGACUUCAUGGAAAAUGUGACAGAUGAAAUUUUGAAACUUGGUUUAUUUUCCAACAGGUUUUUAGAACGACUGUUUGAACGACAUAUAAAACAAAAUAAACAUCAUUUGGAGGAGGGGAAAAUGCGCUACCUGCUACAUGGCUUGAAGGUUGACUUAGGCUGCAUUUCUGAGGAAGAGCCAACAAAGCAGAGCAAUUUCAGAAUGUUGAAUCAACUUGAUUUUCAAAAGGCUCUGAUUUCAAAACCAAAUGAAGGUACAAGUAAUGAUGAUACGGUAAUUGAGCAAGAACGUCAGCAAUUCCAGGAGGCUCUGGACAUGCUAUCGUCUAUGCCGCAGGAUGAAAACAAGAUGUUCUCUUUACCGGGUGAAUUCCUAAUACCUGUCCAUAAAUUCGAGGAUUCCGAAAGUGUUGUAGUUCAACAGGUCAACAGUGAGACAGAUCUUAAGGCCUCAGCCUUGCAUGAAAACAAUCCAAAUAUUUCUGACAGGUUAAUAGACCAGGAAACCUCUGUGGAUGUCAUUGAAGGUGACAGUGACCCUGAAAGUGUUGAGACUUCCAGGGAAUUGUGUUGUCUUAGCACAGCACUGUCCCCAUCUGUUCAGUUCCCCAGCAUCAAAGACGGCAGUAAUCAUGACAAGCAAUUACCGACUCCAAAAAUCAUGGAAAUGGGCACUGAAGACUAACCUUUGGAUCUUCAUUAAUAAAUACUCCAUGUGGCCAGUAACUCAAUAUUACUUUUCUUGUUUUCCUUUUUUACAUAUUAAGAUUUCUGUAUUUUCAAUGCUGUAUAAUAAAUUACCAUAAAUUUAGCAUCUUGAAACACCACAUAUUUAUUAUUAAUCCUAUUGUCUGUGGUUCAAGAAUUGAAACACAGGAGUGAUGUGUGCUCUACUCCAGGGCCCAAAAGCCACAAUCUAGGGCUGUGAUCUCAUUGGGAGGCUUGGCCGAGGGAUUCUGCUUCCAUGCUCAGUUGGCAGAAUUCUUUUCCUUGCACCAUAGAUCUGAGGCUUCAUUUGGUUUGGCUGGCUGGUGGGCAGAUGAACAUAUAGAAUGCAUUAAAGGUACUUGUGUGGGAGUUCUUAGGGGUGACACCAUUAGGAAGUUUGCCUUUAUUGGAGUAGGUAUGGCCUUGUUGGAGGAGCUAAGUAUCUGUAGGGGCGGGCUUUGGGGUCUCGUUGGCUCAAGAUACCCAGUGUUCCAGACCACCCCACUUCAUAUCACCUUCCCACAUCCAUGAGGUAUUAAUAUGAGAUUUUGGGAAUAAUCACUAAAGGCUGUAGUUGAAUAGUAAUGUGUUUGUGUGUCCCAUUGACAAGAGAUCAAUUGCUCUGGCCAGUUUUGUCAGCUUGACACAAACUAGUCAUUUGGGAAGAACGAACCUCAAGAGAAAAUGCCACCACAAGAUUGUGGGGCUAAUAAUUGACGUUAGUGGGACUUUCCCACUGUGGGCCGUGCCACAACUGGGCAAAGUAGCCCUGAGUUGUAUAAGAAGCAGGCUGACCAAGCCAUGAGGAACAAGCUAGUAAGCAUGCCUCCAUGGCCUCUGCUUCACUGAAUUCUGAUUCGUUCCCUGACUUCACUCAGUGAUGGAGUUGUAAACUGAAAUGUCCCUCACACACACACACAUACACACACAAAUUCUAAGUACCAUUACUGUACCUUUGGAAAUAUCUUGCUGCUCUAGUCAUUGUGGUUUAUAGGUGUCACUUCUGGGUAGGACUAUUGAUUGCUCUUCUUCCUUGGCAACUUUGCAUAGCACCGUCUGGUACUCUGAAAGCUAGUCCAGGAAGAAGCUUCUAGCUCAACCACAGUUCAGUUCCUCCAAGUCCUGAAUCUAAAGCUUGUGGUGUCAUCAGCAAUAGGGACUUAUACUCAAACUCUGGGAGAGGAGCAAGGGCAAGGGCAAUGGCAAUAGCCUAUUUUGUUUGGGGGAUGACCUGAACUCCCCUAACCAACUCAAAGGGAUGUUUCUGAAAGUUUAACUCUUAAAUUACAUAAUAGUUUAAGCAUGGUGGUUUGAAUGAAAAUGGCCCCAUGGACUAAUGUUUAAUACUUGGUUCCCAGUUGGUGACUGUUUUGGAAUGAUUAGAAGGUGGCCUUGUUGAUGGUAAAGUCAUUGGGGGCAGGCGAGCUUGAGGGUUUCAAUAGGCUCAGUGCCAUUCUGUGUGCCCCUCUUUCUCUGCCUACUUGUAGAUCAAGAUGUGAGCCCUCAGUUGUCCUUGCUAUCAUGUCUUUGCUCCACCAUCACUGGCUGUUUUUGUUACUUUUUGUUAACCAAGAUGAAAUACUGUGACCAAGCAACUGUUUUGGGAAAGGAUGAGGAGGUAUGUGUGGUCUUGUUGGAAGGACAGGCUUUGAGAUUUUGGAAAGAGUGCUAUUCCCCCCGUUCUCUCUCUCCCCCUCCUGUAUGUGAUGAAGAUGUGAGUUCUCAGCCACUGCUCCAGCACCAGUGCCUACCUGCUGCUGCUGUGCUCCCUGUAUGAUAGUCUAGCCCUUUGAAAC